This is a messenger RNA of Ctenocephalides felis (cat flea), 590 nucleotides long. Its product is annotated as NADH dehydrogenase [ubiquinone] 1 alpha subcomplex subunit 5-like. Gene Ontology annotation, biological process: respiratory electron transport chain. The transcript has 3 exons. The record is from RefSeq and is a predicted model, not a curated record. Bases 96 to 458 code for a protein of 120 amino acids. NCBI's taxonomy places the organism in Eukaryota, Metazoa, Arthropoda, Insecta, Siphonaptera, Pulicidae.
ACUUUUGACAGAUAAUUUCAUAACCUAAAACUGCACAUCUAAUUCCUUUGACAAAUUGCAUAAUAAUAUUAUUAACGCAGAAUCACUCAUAAAUCAUGGCAAAUAUCGUGAGAAAAGCUACAACAGGUCUGACAGGUUUGGCAGUAUCGCAAAAUCCUCAUCAUACUUUGAGCGUUCUUUAUGGCAAAAUUUUAAGAACUUUGCAAAAAAUGCCUGAGGAAGCCGCUUAUAAAAAAUAUACUGAAAGUAUCAUCACAGAACGAGCAGCAAUUGUACAAAAUACUCCUGAUAUAGCCGCAAUUGAAGAAAAAAUUGGUUGUGGUCAAGUCGAAGAGCUGAUUGUACAAGCUGAAAACGAAUUAACUUUAUCCCGCAAAAUGUUAGCAUGGAAACCGUGGGAGCCUUUGAUGAAAGAAGCUCCAAAAAAUCAAUGGAAGUGGCCUGCUGGUGUAAACUAAGUAUGAUUUCGCAAUAUGUAGUUAUCAAAUAAAAUAUUUAACCAUAACAUAAACCAUUGUGUGUUCAUUAUGAAAUUAAUAUUUAAUUAAAAUUAUAAUUACAAUUAGAUACAAACAAUAGUUCAUUAUAUU